GGCAAAAGCGAACACGAAACGACGGUAUCGAACAGAGUGUGCGAGGAGAAUCUUUCACUUUGCCCCGUUGCAGUCCAAUCAUGGCGGCUUUCGUAGGACGAAUUUGUGGAUCCGGAUUGUUGAGCCCGAAAAGCGGUGCUACCUUGCAGAAGGUACAAAAUUUCUCUACGACCCGCGCCUGGACUAAAAACCAGAAGGUUGCUACUGCGGCUGGUGUAUUGGUAGGCGGUGCCGGAGCCCUUCUUUACGCUCUGGAGCAAUCGGUAGCCGCAUCCGGUACGGAAGUGCACCCACCAGCACUGCCAUGGAACCAUAAAGGUGUGCUCGACUCGCUCGACCAUGCGUCGGUUCGGCGCGGGUACGAGGUAUACAAGCAGGUGUGUGCGGCCUGCCACUCGAUGCGCUUCAUUGCCUAUCGCAAUCUGGUCGGUGUGUCGCAUACCGAAGCGGAAGCAAAGGCCGAAGCGGAGGAGAUCCAGGUACGCGACGGUCCGGAUGAGGCUGGCAACUACUUUAACCGGCCCGGUAAGCUAUCAGACUACUUCCCGAGCCCGUACCCCAACGAGGAAGCGGCCCGUGCCGCUAACAACGGUGCCUAUCCGCCGGAUCUAAGCUACAUUGCGCUUGCACGCCACGGUGGUGAGGAUUAUCUGUUCGCGUUGCUCACCGGCUACUGUGAUGCCCCGGCGGGUGUGGUGCUACGUGAGGGUCAGUAUUACAACCCAUACUUCCCUGGUGGUGCCAUCUCGAUGGCGCAAGCACUGUACAAUGAGGCCGCUGAAUAUUCCGACGGUACGCCACCGACGGCCAGUCAGUUGGCCAAGGAUGUGUCCACGUUCCUGGUAUGGGCAGCAGAACCUUAUCACGACGAGCGCAAACGCAUGGGUAUCAAAUCGGUCGGCAUUAUCAUGAUCCUCGGUGCGUUGACUUACUACAUCAAGCGACACAAGUGGGCUGCGCUCAAGACGCGAAAGAUUUCCUUCCACCCAAAGAGCAAGUAAGCCGCUUGCAACCACAACAGCAGCAGUAUAGGUGAGAUGUGAUGUGGAGGAAACUAGCCAUCAACCGCUGACCGAGAAUUGAGACCAAAUCCGAUUGGCACACAAACAUAAAACGACGAAGGAAAACUGGCCGGGACAUUAUUGGAAAAGCUUUGGUCAAUCGGUGUGAUAGGAUCACAGUGCACCAGUGGAAAUCGGUGCAAGAAUGACAGGAGGGAGAUAGUGUGCAACAUUGUACAGUGCGACAAAAGGGGGUACUGAGUGAUUUACUUUAAAGGACAUUAAAACCGGUCCUAUCUAUCGAUACUCGCCAAACACAGCAUGAAAUGCUUGGACAAAUGUGAAUACAUUUGCCGCACACCAGCACCCACUUGACUCGCUCGUGUUUUGUUGCCCUCUCGCCUUUCGUCGGCAGUCACUUUCACCCCUGACAUCCAAAGAGCCUUUUUCGGAUCACGCCUAUCCUUGCACCGAUUUCUAAAUUAGUUUUCUUUACCUUCUUUUCGUUUUCCAUGUAUAGUUCAAUUACCAUUGUACGCAGUAAUAACAAACACAACAAACAUGCUACAAAAAUUAUCGACAAAACCGACAACACUGCUUCGUUUUUUAGUGGGAGGUGGUUUUUGUUUAAUGGUGUAUUUUACCAGCGAACCGGGGCUGCGUUUGUCCGAAAGUGUGUCCACAGAGUGUGGCCGCAGUACUACUGCCAUCGAGGAAAAGGCGUAAGUGUGCCAAUUUUAAAUAUUGUCACGCUUAUUCCAACUCCUCAAGCGAGAAAGAGAGUAUCCUUUUUGCAGGAUUUGCAAGGUACCUAAAUUAGGGAAUGUCUGGUAGUAGUAUUGGAAAUAAUUUAUUGGAACAAAAUAUUAAGGUCCUAAAAUUCCUGGUUUGGCGGAUGAUGAAAGGUAUGUUUAGCAAAAAAACGAAAUAAACCAUAAAACCGUACGUUGUUAAUUUAAA
Molecule: messenger RNA, 1961 nt
Organism: Anopheles moucheti
Lineage: Eukaryota; Metazoa; Arthropoda; Insecta; Diptera; Culicidae
Gene: Cyt-c1
Product: cytochrome c1, heme protein, mitochondrial
Exons: 4
Coding region: 81-1001 (306 amino acids)
Biological process (GO): mitochondrial electron transport, ubiquinol to cytochrome c
Molecular function (GO): heme binding; electron transfer activity
Source: RefSeq, a predicted model, not a curated record